Messenger RNA from Aricia agestis (brown argus), 2410 nucleotides. RefSeq lists its product as uncharacterized. Gene Ontology annotation, molecular function: 1-phosphatidylinositol-3-kinase regulator activity. The coding region runs from base 169 to 2238 and encodes 689 amino acids. Gene Ontology annotation, biological process: intracellular signal transduction; phosphatidylinositol phosphate biosynthetic process. NCBI's taxonomy places the organism in Eukaryota, Metazoa, Arthropoda, Insecta, Lepidoptera, Lycaenidae. The transcript is spliced from 7 exons. The record is from RefSeq and is a predicted model, not a curated record. Gene Ontology annotation, cellular component: phosphatidylinositol 3-kinase complex.
UGUAUGAGCGAGAGAGACAAAUUUAGCAUAGUGAGAUUUUUAGGUGUACUUUAUGUGUGAAUGUCGUGAAGAUUUUUGUAUCUUUGAACAUUUUUAUACAGUUGUAACUAUUUAUGCAACAUUUAUGUUAACUUUAAGCUUUUAUACAAAUUCAGUGUUGUUACGGUGAUGGAGUCUCCGCCUUCCUUCUCUACACACUCCGAGGCGCCUCCGUUAAGUGAAGACAGUGGUUUACUGAUCACAAGUGGUUCGUUUUCUAGCGAUUCCGCAAGUGGAUGGCAUCAUAUCACAUCGGAGUACCAGUUACCAAGUACAGUUGGUAAGUUGCAAGAGAGCGACUUCGAUGAGCGGUCGUUAUCGCUCGAGUCUACGGAACCGUCGGAGCGUAUGUGCGGUGAUUUUUUCAAUACAGUGAAAAAGGGCCCCGGUAAGGUCCUCGUCACUGCUAUAGAACCACCACCUGAGUUUCAGGAUACCCCGGUCCCGUCGUUAGUGGACUGUGUGCCGACUUUUGUUGGGUCACAAACUAAAUGUUUGGCUGUGUGUGUGCCUCCAUCUGUUGUUUUUACCAAUGAUAAUGUUAGUAGUAAAACAUCGAGCUUAGAUUUUGCGAUGACCGCAAACCAUAUUUCGCCAUUGUACCCCAGAAAACUCAAACCAGAUACACUUUACGAGAGGAGACAGUGCUUAAAUCACAGAUUCGCUAGUCCGAGACUCCUCCACCUCAGCCCUUGUAGGGCGAACAGACCUUCGUCUAGGAACUCCCUUUCUUCCCGUUUAUCCAGUAGUCACAACUCGUUAGUAACCCAAUUCCAAGUGGACGACUCUAGUUUUAUAACGCAAGCUAUCUCCCAUGACACGCUAUCCGCAAAGACGUCUGACAUCACGGACAUGUACAAUGUCCCCUUCGAUAGUGAUAUUUAUGCCGUUCCUAUUGAUAUGGUCCGACCUAGUCACAGCAAUAUAAGAGCUAAAGCGAAAAAGCCGCCGAGGAACAACAAGAGACGCGGUAAGAGCACGCCGCAAAACAUAGGCGCCAACAACUUGGGAUCGGACCGAACGUACAAACCCAAGGAGACAAGACAUAAAGAUUCCAAGACGAAAAGGCACAGCCUGCCCAGCUCGUCCUGCAAGAAAAGCGUCACCGACUCGGAUACGGAUUCCCUCCAUCUCACUCUGAGAGAGAUGAGGAAGUACUUGCAUACUUUGUAUUCCAGCUCGAGUGAUUCCGAGUGUAGGAAUACAAUGAGUAAAAAGAACAACACGAUAAUAACGAACGUAGGUAUCCAUGUCAGGCCAAAUAAAGACGCCGGUACCGCUGUGUUCCUGAAAGAUAGCAACGAGAUAUCCAAGUCCGUAGAAACAAACAACAACAACAACCACAGAAAAACGAACAAGAACACGGUCAGUAUGAAUGUAAAGAACAAGAAACAUAAAGAGAACAUACCGAAAGAUACGAUAAUCGAGGAUAAAGAUGCCAAAGGGAAGAAAGCUAACCAGGGUACCAAAGUGAAAAUGUCGCCAGUUAAGAUGCUAUCGAUGAAUUUGAAGCAGAGCUUUUGUAAUUUAUUUCGUUGGCGAAGGUCUAGUGAUAAUGAGAGCGUGGAAAGGAUCGGAAGUAAUUCUCCGCCGGCGGCAGUCCGGAGGGCUCUGCCACCCUUACCGCAGUCCCCGCACGCCUCCAACUCUCGAAGAGCUGCCAACGAAGAGGAGACCAUACUGGACUUUGCUACCUCUAUUCAGAGAGUAAAAGAUUAUGGAUGGUACUGGGGUCCGAUUUCGGUGGAGGCAGCAGAGAAGAUUCUCUCUAACGAGCCAGACGGGUCCUUCAUAGUCAGAGACAGUAGCGACGACCACUACAUCUUCACGCUGACUUUCAAGUUGAACGGACUACGGCAUGUCAGGAUAGAACAUGAUCAGGGUAACUUCUGUUUCGGCGGCUGCACGAUGUUCAAGGCACAGACGAUAGUGGAAUUCAUCGAAAAUGCUGUAGAAACUUCUAGAAGCGGACGAUACCUGUUCUUCCUGAACCUGCGGCCAGUGCUGGGUCCGGUGCGAGUCCAGCUACUGUACCCGGUGUCCAGGUUCAAACGGGUACAGAGCCUGCAGCAUAUGUGCAGGUUCGUGAUACUGAAGUACGUGCGUCGUGACCUCAUCAGCAGCUUGCCGCUGCCUCGUCGUCUGCUGGACUACCUCAGUGCUACCCACUACUACUCCGAGCUGCUCGCCGAAAUAUAGGCUAUAUAAACAUAGUCGGUUGUUAUCAUAUUGUCGUGUUAUAGUACAAACGUGCCAUCAGGGAAUAAGCAGGGUUGGUCAGCACUCAGCGCAUUUUACAUCUACUCAACGCCAGCAAAACUAAUAGUCAGGGUUCCGUAGAACAAUUUUUUUUUCCGUUUCGAAAAGGGUU